AUGGAGCUCGCACUCCUCUCCACCGUUGCGCUCUCGCUCUCGGCCGUCCAGCCCGCGCCCGGCCUCAUGAAGCUCCGUGGCGGCAUGUCGCUCGGCCCGCUCAACCCCGGCAACUUUGAGGGCGGCAUGAAGGUCGCGGCCGCCAUCACCGCGGCGGGCGCCGUCACCUCCAAGUACGCCGACGUCGGCGAGACGCAGCUCACCAAGCUCUUUUCGGGUGAUGUGUGGAACACCAACCUGAUCAUCUCCAUCGUGACGGGCGUCACUUCGACGGUCGUCUACUCGGUGGGCGGCUCGGCCUUCGACGCCGCCAAGCUGACCGCCGUCCUCUGGGCGGUCGGCCUCCUCUCCAAGCUCAAGAACAACAACUUCGACGUGGGCACGCUCAAGGACAACCCCGUCGAGACGGUCGUGGCCGCAGCCGCCGCCUACCUGGCCUUCGCCUAGAGCCAACUGGGCGCCGAGGGGCGCGCGCCGCGAGGAGAGGCGUCCACAGACCGCCCUCUCCGACAGGACCAAGCCGCGGUGACCCGGUGGCCCCUUCUUAUGGCCUCGCUCGCCCGUACUGUGCAUGCAUGUCCAUGUCGCACAUGCCCAUGUCGUCCCCCGUGUGUCUUUCAGCAUGUGUCGUGUAGGUAGUUCUGUACGCUGCGUGCCUGGGGUCGGGCUGUCUCCUGGGUCGUACAGUACCGAUAUCCGC
Messenger RNA from Emiliania huxleyi CCMP1516, 700 nucleotides. RefSeq lists its product as hypothetical. The coding region runs from base 1 to 447 and encodes 148 amino acids. The record is from RefSeq and is a predicted model, not a curated record. The transcript is spliced from 3 exons. Lineage: Eukaryota; Haptophyta; Isochrysidales; Noelaerhabdaceae.